Messenger RNA from Oncorhynchus gorbuscha (pink salmon), 3816 nucleotides. RefSeq names its product pantothenate kinase 1b (gene pank1b). The record is from RefSeq and is a predicted model, not a curated record. Gene Ontology annotation, molecular function: ATP binding; pantothenate kinase activity. Bases 262 to 1671 code for a protein of 469 amino acids. The transcript is spliced from 7 exons. Gene Ontology annotation, cellular component: cytosol; nucleus. Lineage: Eukaryota; Metazoa; Chordata; Actinopteri; Salmoniformes; Salmonidae. Gene Ontology annotation, biological process: coenzyme A biosynthetic process.
AGGUCGCCGGCUGUUUAACUCCGAAGCUGCUGCAGGAGAAGAGCAUGAAGAAGCAAAAUGAACGACAGUGACCUCAGCCGAACGUCCUAGCAGUUGUUGCAUUGUUCCACUAUCCACUUCGACCCAAGGGCCAUCAUUAUUUUCUGUCGCAAUAGAUAUUUACCAAAUAGCCUGACAUCGGUCCUUUUGAAGAAACAUCGCGGAGGAAAGCGGAUCAAUUGUCUGAAACUGCCCGCUAGUGCUUUCCCUGCGCCCCAAAAAAUGGAUAACGCUAAUGGCAAAGCAUCGAAUCAGAAAAGAACAGGCGUUUGCCAAGAUAAUGGUUUGACAAAUGGAUUCCAUCCUACACAAACUGGCAACGGGAGCUGCAGUGCCUUAUGUUCAAAUGGAACCAGUACCAGUGGCGGGUGUUGUAGUAGUAGUAGUAGUAGUAGUAGUGCUGCUGGUGGUAGUGGACAUAAUGGAAUUGAACAUUUCCACGAUCUUCAGUUCCAGGAAGGCGUCCAUAAUAAUGGUUCGCCUCCAAAGCGCUGUAGACUCAGAAGAAGAAUGGAUUCUGGCAAAAAGAGUAGACCGCCCUUCCCCUGGUUUGGGAUGGACAUCGGCGGCACUCUGGUGAAGCUGGUCUACUUCGAGCCCAAGGACUUCACGGCGGAGGAGGAGGAGGUGGAGAGCCUGAAGAGCAUCCGCCACUUCCUGACCUCCAACGUGGCCUACGGCAACACGGGCAUCCGCGACGUCCACCUGGAGCUCAAGAACCUAACCAUGUGCGGCCGGAAGGGCAACCUGCACUUCAUCCGCUUCCCCACCCAGGACAUGCUGGGCUUCAUCCAGAUGGGCCGAGAUAAGAACUUCUCCAGCCUGCACACCACACUCUGUGCCACCGGCGGAGGAGCCUACAAGUUUGAGGAUGACUUUAGGACGAUCGCCAACCUAAAGCUCCAGAAGCUGGAUGAACUGGACUGUCUCAUCCAGGGUCUUCUCUAUGUGGACUCAGUAGGGUUCAAUGGCCAUCCAGAGUGCUACUUUUUCGAGAACCCCUCCGACCCCGAGAGUGAGAACUGUGUCAAGAAAACGUGUUGCCUUGACAACCCCUUCCCCAUGUUGUUGGUAAACAUUGGCUCAGGCGUCAGCAUGCUGGCAGUCUAUUCGAAGGACAACUACAAACGGGUCACAGGCACCAGUUUGGGAGGUGGGACGUUCCUAGGCCUAUGCUGCUUGCUGACUGGCUGCGAGACAUUUGAGGAGGCCCUGGAAAUGGCGGCGAAGGGGGACAGCAGCAACGUGGACAAACUGGUGAAGGACAUCUACGGAGGAGACUAUGAACGCUUCGGUCUCCAGGGGUCUACUGUUGCAUCUAGUUUUGGUCAUAUGAUGAGCAAGGAGAAGCGUGACAGCAUCAGUAAGGAGGACCUAGCCCGAGCCACUCUCGUCACCAUCACCAACAACAUUGGCUCUAUUGCUCGUAUGUGUGCGGUUAAUGAGAAAAUUGAAAGAGUGGUGUUUGUUGGGAAUUUCCUGAGAAUCAAUACUGUGUCAACGAAGCUGCUUGCUUAUGCCAUGGAUUUUUGGUCCAAAGGACAAUUAAAAGCUCUCUUCUUAGAGCAUGAGGGUUAUUUCGGGGCCGUCGGUGCCUUCCUGGAGCUACUGAAAAUGACGGACGACCUUUAAGACGGACAGACGGAUGCAGACGAAACCCUAACUCUCACCACAAGAUGCUGCUGCUCUACAGUUCCGGAAAAGCCACUGACUGGCCAAAAUGGUGGAAAAGCCACUGACUGGCCAAAAUGGUGGAAAAGCCACUGACUGGCCAAAAUGGGGAAAAGCCAUUUGAAUAGUAUAACUGUUUUAAGAGGUUCUGCUAAUUAUCCUCCUCCUCGUCUGCUGAUGUUUUAGAAAACAGAUUUUUAAUAUUAUGAAUACAGGCUGGAGGAGAUGAGGUUGGCAUUUUGUUUGCCACUUUAAAGUAAACAUGUGUGGUACUUCCUGUUUAUAAAAGCCCUAACUGUAUAUUGUGUGCUUAAGCCAAACGCUACUGGUCCCUGAUAGUAUGUGUGUUUUGGGACCAUAUUUGUUAUUUUAUUUUUACAAGAUGUAAGUAGCUAAAUUGAUCUUUAAAUUAGGAGCAUUAGCUUUCAACUAGCCUUCACACUUUUUUUCCUAAUCAAUCAUCCUAACCCAUUGUUCUGUGAUAUGAUUUGAGAUACAAUCAAAUGUAUUAUCCUACUGUACAUGGGAAUAGUAAGCAGUUACUAUAUCAACUGCUUCUGUCAACCCAUCAUCUGUGGUUUGGCCAAUUCGUGAAAUUUUGACCAUUAAGCAGUAGCUAAAUUGGACAUCAAAUGUUGCGGGUUGAUUUUGUGAAAUAAUACGCUGCAAUACCUCAAAGAACAUUUUACAUAAUGGAUAUUUUUUUAUCAGUAGCAGUGGAAUGACCAGUUCCCCAAAUCCUUCCUCUGCAUUCACUUCUGUCUCUCCUUCCCUGUUCCAUGCCUUAUAAUUCUGUCACUGUUUUAAGGAAACUGAUAACUUUGGGACCAAGCAUUCAGAACUAAAUGAUCCUUAGAAACUUCACAAAGUAGAUGUUCCUCAAAAAAGCCUACUCACUGACAUGGACUAGCAUAGCAGGUGCGAUACAAAGUGUCCUUUGUGAGUCAUGAGAUUCCAAACCUUUACACGAAGGAACUUUUUAAGAGUUCUAAAAACGAGUUAAUUCUACAGUUAUGUUUUCAUUCUCAUCAAAGUGGGUGUCCAUUUAUGCCUGACUUCCUACCUGUAGUAAUCAGUAUGUGUUUUAUGAUUGUAAUUGAAUAUGUUUUUGAUGUACUGUAUUGAGUACUCUAGUCGAAAGGAGAUUUGAUUCUCCUACGGUAUCUCUUGGUUAAAUUUCAUGACAUUUCAUGAUGGCGUUUUGGUUUCAAGUGAAACUGCAUAGCUGGCCUGUGAACCGCCGUGUGCUGCAUACCCUUCUGCCUUCCUGCCCUCUUCAGAGGGUCCCGUGACCAUCCUCCUCAUCCAAACGAUACACCCAGGCUGCGUCUAAAAUGGCACCCUAUUCCCCAUGUAGUGCACUACUUUUGACCAGGGCCCAUGAUUUUGGUCAAAAGUAUUGCACUAUAUAGGGAAUAUGUUGCAAGCUUGGACUCAUACCCAGACUGACUUAGCUAACAUCAUACAUUUUUAUUUUUAAUCCCAAUGCAACCUGUGGGGAGUUUUCAGCUGUAAAUUAGGACAGAUGGUCAAAUGUGCUUUAUGCUUUAUUACUGUAUAGAACAUGGCGAAUAAUAAUAUAUGUAACUCAGAACCUGAUUGAACUGGAUUACUGACCUGGGCCUUGCUAUAUAUUCAGCCGUGCUUCAUUGUCGUCAUUAAAACUGUUCUCUAAACUGUUUUGUCUAACCUGAUGAGAUGUUGAGUUUGUUGCAUUCACAUCCUGAUGUACCGCCUUUUCCCGUUGUGCCUAUAACACUUGUUUAGUGAAGGAGGUACAGUAUUUCGUGACGCGUACAGUGCCUAGUCAAAGUCUACAGACUCUUGCACUGCUUUCACACUUUGCCUCCUUAAACUUCAAACUAUAAAGAGAUUACGUUGAGACGUUCUCCCACGGAUCUACGCAAGCAUUUAGUUUCACCCGCAGUAGUAUCUGGUAAAUAUGUGUAGGUGACCAAUACAUUUGAUUUGGAUUUGUAUUUUUUAGCUACUUCACAUUUUCAAAGAGAAAGAAACAUUUGACAUUUUCUGAAAUUAUUUUUUUUUUAAACAAAGAAGUCUUGAUUGCAAAGAUCUUCACACAUCUAAAAUACUUUGACGAGCAAA